AUGGCUUCUCGUAGUGGGCGCGAUUUCAACUGUUCUUGGGAGAAUUGUGGCAAGUCCUUCAAUCGCAAGUCAGAUCUCUGUCGCCAUUAUCGCAUACAUACCAAUGAACGACCUUAUCAUUGUAAUGUCGAGAAUUGCAACAAGAGUUUCAUUCAACGCAGUGCCCUGACUGUGCACUCACGUACCCACACUGGCGAAAAGCCGCAUGUCUGUGACCACGAUGGGUGCCAGAAGGCCUUCUCCGAUUCUUCCAGUUUAGCUCGUCAUCGACGAAUCCACACUGGGAAAAGACCUUAUAUCUGUCAGGAACCAACUUGUGAACGAAGUUUUUGCCGUAAAACCACUCUCACUAAGCAUCAGCAUCGUUCGCACCCUCCUGGCUCCUUGACUCGACCAUCUUCGGAAGAUGCGACCUCGGAACACUCCUAUCAACAUCACACUCCCGUGACGGUAUCCAUACCCAACGGCAAUGACAGUUACCUCAUCGCUCAGCAGCCCUAUUACUCCAACUCGGCGACACCUAAUCAUGAUUUCUAUUCCCCGCCAAGUGUUCAGAUGGGAGGAGUACCAGUACACGAGUCCGCACCGCCGAUCGUCCCACAGAACGUACCCGUCACCUCGUCUAUGAGCCUGCCUCAUGCUCCCCAGCAACAUGCUCCGCCGCACCCACACCCGCAUCCUCACCCGCAACAACAGCAGCAGCAGCAGCAGCAGCAGCAACAAUACAUGCAUAUGAUGCAGCAGCGCUAUGACCCCAAUCCACGAACAAAUUAUCUACCGCCAGAAUACCACCAGCCCCAAUUUCCGGGUCACCAAAUGCCAGAUGGACAGCCCAUGAUGGUGGGAUACCAUCCCAAUUUUCACCAGUACAAACCCCCCCACCCGGAUCUUGAACCAACCGGAGGGGACUGA
Messenger RNA from Penicillium manginii, 912 nucleotides. RefSeq names its product putative C2H2 finger domain protein. The transcript has 4 exons. NCBI's taxonomy places the organism in Eukaryota, Fungi, Ascomycota, Eurotiomycetes, Eurotiales, Aspergillaceae. Gene Ontology annotation, cellular component: transcription regulator complex; PcG protein complex. Gene Ontology annotation, molecular function: DNA-binding transcription factor activity, RNA polymerase II-specific; RNA polymerase II cis-regulatory region sequence-specific DNA binding. Gene Ontology annotation, biological process: regulation of transcription by RNA polymerase II. The record is from RefSeq and is a predicted model, not a curated record. Bases 1 to 912 code for a protein of 303 amino acids.